This is a messenger RNA of Cicer arietinum (chickpea), 1119 nucleotides long. NCBI's taxonomy places the organism in Eukaryota, Viridiplantae, Streptophyta, Magnoliopsida, Fabales, Fabaceae. The record is from RefSeq and is a predicted model, not a curated record.
AUGGGUUUCCACGGGAAAUGGCUUUGUGCAAGUGUUCUAGUUAUUUGCAUUGUACUUGAUCUUAGCAUGAUCACUCUUGGUGAUCAUAAGUUUGACAAGGAGAGGUUUGGAGAUGAUGAUGAUUGUCGAUUUAGACGUGGACCUCGUUGUGGGGGUUGGCCUGGUCGACGUGAUCGUGGUCGUUUUGGGGGUGGAGUUGGAAGAGGAGGAGGCUUUGGUGGUGGUGGAGGUCUUGGAGGUGGAGGAGGCGGUGGAUUAGGUGGUGGUGGUGGUGGAGGCCUUGGUGGUGGCGGUGGAGGAGGUAAUGGUGGUGGGGGUGGAUUGGGUGGUGGCUCAGGGCAUGGUGGAGGUUUUGGUGCCGGUGGAGGUGUAGGUGGUGGAGCUGGAGGGGGCAUUGGUGGUGGUGGUGGAGGAGGUAGUGGUGGUGGAGGUGGAUUAGGCGGUGGCUCGGGACAAGGUAGUGGGUUCGGUGCUGGUGGAGGUGUAGGUGGUGGUGCUGGAGGAGGCAUUGGUGCUGGUGGAGGAGGAGGUAGUGGUGGUGGAGGUGGAUUGGGUGGUGGUUCGGGACAAGGUGGAGGAUUUGGAGCUGGGGGAGGUGUAGGUGGUGGAGUUGGAGGAGGAGGAGGCGGUGGUGGUGGUGGAGGAGGAGGUGCUGGUGGGGGGGGGGGUGCUGGUGGUGGCUCAGGGCAUGGUGGAGGAUUUGGAGCUGGUGGAGGUGUAGGUGGUGGAGUUGGAGGCGUGGGUGGUGGAGGAGGAGGAGGAGGUGGAGGGGGAGGUGGUGGAGGUGCAGGUGCAGGUGGUGGCUCGGGCCAUGGUGGAGGAUUUGGAGCUGGAGGUGGUGUCGGUGGAGGUUCGGGAGGCAUUGGAGGUGGAGGUGGAGGUGGAGGUGGAGGAGGAGGAGGAGGAGGAGGAAUAGGUGGAGGUUCAGGACAUGGUGAAGGCUUUGGUGCUGGUGGUGGUGUAGGAAGUGGAAGUGGAACAGGUUUAGGUGGUGGUCGUGGUGGAGGAGGAGGAAUUGGUAUAGGAAUUGGUAUUGGAAUUGGAGUUGGAUCUGGCCAAGGAUCUGGUACAGGUACCGGUACUGGUAUUGGUGGAGGAGGAGGUGGGGGUAAACAUUAA